Messenger RNA from Cylicocyclus nassatus, 1421 nucleotides. The record is from the annotation of a GenBank genome assembly. NCBI's taxonomy places the organism in Eukaryota, Metazoa, Nematoda, Chromadorea, Rhabditida, Strongylidae.
GGGGGAGGAGGAGACGACAUCCACUGUGGCCCUCAGCCGGUGCGCGUGUCUGAGAUCGCCUUGCCCGUUGUGUGAGAUGCAAGGACACCUCGGUGAACUUGGACGUCGGUCCCAGGACGAUGCGUGGACGUGUCGCUUCCCCUAAAAUUUUGCAACAGCCAAUUUCCUCGCUUCGUAUCUCCUAAGCUUUUUCGUCACUGGUAAAUUCUGAGAAUAGUAAUAUGUAUGAUUCUGAAUGUGGGUACAACCAGCAUGUUGUUCUCGUCGUUCGGAGCGUGAUUUGCAAAUGUAACUCCAGUAGUAGUUGAGGUAGUUUAUUCUCAAGUUUACUUGCAUGUUCAUAGGCAGGUACGUAUUUGCGAUAGUAAAAGAAAGUUCAUAUGUGCUCACUUUUCAUAAUUGUUAUUUCCAGAUUGAGUAUGGUGAAAGAGUUCAGCCCACGAGGUGGUGGUGGAGCAUUUCGUGGGGGAGGAUUUCGAGGUGAUUACAAAGGUGGAAGUUUUCGUGGAAGAGGUGGCGGUGGGGAUCGUGGUGGUGGAUUUCGUGGAAGUCGUGGUGGAGAUAGAGGCAGUUUUAGAGGUGGACGAGGAGGAUUCGGAGGUGGAGACCGUGGAAGGGGUUCUCCACGAGGCGGACGCGGCAGUCCUCGUGCCGGUAGGGGAUCACCUCGCGGAGGUAGAGGAGGAGGCGGCAUGAGAGGAGGAAAAACUGUUGUUAUCGAACCACAUCGGUAUGAGGGUGUCUUCAUCGUCAAGGGUAAAGAGGAUGCUCUUGCUACUAAGAAUAUGGUUGUUGGGGAAUCUGUUUAUGGUGAAAAGAGGGUAUCUGUUGAUGAUGGUUCUGGAACCUCAAUUGAGUACCGAGUUUGGAAUCCAUUCCGAUCUAAGCUCGCUGCUGCCAUGAUGGCUGGAUUGGAGAAUGUACAUAUCAAACCAGGAACGAAACUUUUGUAUCUGGGUGCUGCUUCUGGAACAACAGUCUCUCAUUGCUCGGAUAUAGUGGGAACCGAAGGCAUUGUCUAUGCAGUUGAAUUCUCCCAUCGAUCUGGUCGUGAUCUCCUUAACGUUGCUAAGAAAAGGCCUAAUAUCGUUCCUAUCGUUGAGGAUGCUCGUCAUCCGCAUAAAUACCGCAUGCUCGUUGGUAUGGUAGACACUAUCUUCUCGGAUGUUGCGCAACCUGAUCAGGCUCGUAUUGUUGCUCUAAAUGCUCAUAAUUUCUUGAAAAAUGGCGGACAUGCAGUGAUCUCAAUCAAGGCCAACUGCAUUGACAGUACCGCAGAACCGGAAGCUGUAUUUGCUGGAGAAGUCAAUAAACUGAAAGAGGAGAAGUUUAAGCCUAGGGAGCAGGUCACUUUGGAGCCGUACGAAAGAGAUCAUGCUGUUGUUGUAGCUGAGUAUCGAGCAAAGGGUAAAGGCAAAUAG